Molecule: messenger RNA, 400 nt
Organism: Diuraphis noxia (Russian wheat aphid)
Lineage: Eukaryota; Metazoa; Arthropoda; Insecta; Hemiptera; Aphididae
Product: putative odorant-binding protein A10
Source: RefSeq, a predicted model, not a curated record
CGUGGCCGUCAACACUUGUCCGCCACACUCUGUCGCGCGCACAACAACACACCAUCAUACUACGCUCCUCCACAUCACCAUUCGCGAAAACACCCGCAGCAACACCCGCGCCGCAAUAACCAUGAACUGCAAGAUCUUGAUCGCUCUGUGCUGCGUGGCGGUGUACGCCGCACAGGCCAAUCCCGCCGGCGCGGCCACAGCCACCGCGGCCGCCGACGACGAGAUCAAGGAUUUCCCGGCAUACAUGAAGCGGUUCGACAAGCUCAACGUGGAACAGGUUUUGAACAACGACCGCGUCCUGGCCAGCCAUCUCAAGUGUUUCCUCAACGAGGGUCCGUGCGUCCAGCAGUCCAGGGACCUGAAGAGUGAGUGACCAAAAAAAUCAUAAUUAUUAAACGAU